AUUCCCUUCCUCCCCACUAUGUCCCUCCUCUUACCCCACUUGCGCGAUCACCACCACCUCCAAUCCUUAUUGCUAUCUCCACCUAACGAGUGGAAGCCAAUGACAACGGGGAGCGCGGACGUAGCACGCCCUAUGGACCUCUCUUUCUCCUCCUCCUCCGGCGAACACGACGAGGCUCUCUCGCCCCUCCACCUGCCUCUCCUUCGCAGGAGGCCGGGCAAGACGUUCUCCGUCACGAUGUUCGCCUCGUCGAUCUUCCGCUCCCUCUUCCCCACCCUCCGAUCCUUCUUGACCCCGGCAUGCCACUGGCCGGUCGUGCCGGCCAUUGCACCCUUCAAGUCUAUCCCUUCAGCCCGCAGGAAGGUGAUCGGGACUUUCUUCGGCCGCAGGAGGGGCCGGGUGAGCUUGGCUAUGCAAAUGGAUCCCCGGUCGGAGCCGGUCUUGCUUCUUGAGCUGGCCACUCCUAUGCACCAGCUCGUCAAGGAGAUGGCCUCCGGGAUGGUGAGGAUACUACUUGAAUGCGAUCGGAUUGCUAACACCAGCACACCUGCCAUGGCCACCGCAAGCAAGAAGAAAGGGAAAAAUAAUUCUCCACGGCGCUCUCUGUGGGAGGAGCCGGCGUGGAGCCUCUACUGCAACGGGCAUCAGCGCGGGUACGCCGUGUCGCGCCGGUGCAACGGGGCCGACCUCCAUGUGCUGAAAGCGCUGCAGGCGGUGUCGGUAGGCGCCGGGGUGCUUCCACCUCCACCAAUUGCUCCUCCCCUUCCACCACCUCAUUCUCUAGAGACGGAGAAUAUUGGCAGGUCUAGGAAUGAUGGAGGCGGCGGCGGCGGUGGCGGUGGAGGUGGCGCUGAUUGUGAGGUGAUGUACUUGCGAGCCAAGUUUGACAGGGUGGUGGGGAACGUCGACUCGGAAGCAUUCUACAUGAUCAGCCCGGAUGGUGGUGGGCGUGGAGGCAGUGAUUUCAACGAUGGCGGUCCUGAGCUCAGCAUCUUCCUGCUAAGGAUUUAGAAUACAGCGAGAGGUUUAUUAGUUUCCAACCCUAAAUUCAUAGUAAGCGUUUGGUUACUGGCUCGUGGACUGAAACCUGUGGAGUUCCAUCAUCACUGAUAACGGUAUGUAAAUUUUUUAAGUAAUAAUGAAGAAUGACGUUAGUUUAAA
This is a messenger RNA of Phoenix dactylifera (date palm), 1161 nucleotides long. RefSeq names its product protein MIZU-KUSSEI 1-like. NCBI's taxonomy places the organism in Eukaryota, Viridiplantae, Streptophyta, Magnoliopsida, Arecales, Arecaceae. The record is from RefSeq and is a predicted model, not a curated record. Gene Ontology annotation, biological process: hydrotropism.